Messenger RNA from Cololabis saira (Pacific saury), 3263 nucleotides. It is a transcript of the gene e2f2, whose product is annotated as E2F transcription factor 2. Gene Ontology annotation, cellular component: RNA polymerase II transcription regulator complex. Lineage: Eukaryota; Metazoa; Chordata; Actinopteri; Beloniformes; Belonidae. The transcript has 8 exons. Bases 202 to 1533 code for a protein of 443 amino acids. Gene Ontology annotation, molecular function: DNA-binding transcription factor activity, RNA polymerase II-specific; RNA polymerase II cis-regulatory region sequence-specific DNA binding; protein dimerization activity. Gene Ontology annotation, biological process: regulation of transcription by RNA polymerase II. The record is from RefSeq and is a predicted model, not a curated record.
CUAAAAAGACAGUUCUUCCCCAGCUCUUGUGUCUCUUGUGUGGAGAGAGAGCAGUGAGGAGGCCGGAGUCCACAGCACACCGGAACCCGACCCCACACACACCUGGAAAACCCGCAGGGUUGGACUUUAAAGUGCUGGACUUUCACAAUAGUGUGCUUAUUUAUUUAAACGACAUUUGCUUUUAACUGUUUGCAGAGGAAGAUGAUGCGGAUGAAGGGCGUCUCUCCGGCGGGGCUGUCCUCCUGCCCCCCGCACAAGAUGCGGCUGCUGUCCGGAGCAGCAGCGGCCAAGAGCGAGCCGUUCCCCGGCAUGUCCAGCCCGCCGAUGCACACGGUACCGGCCGGAUACUUCACCCAGAUCUGCAACACCGCAGCCGCCGAACAAAGAGCCUGCAACAGCCUGUACUCGACCCCCCACGGACCCGAGGCUAAGCCCGUCAGAUCAUCCUCCGGGAGGCUGCCGGCCAAAAGGAAGCUGGAUCUAGAAGACCCUCUGUACCUGCCGGAGUUCCGCACACCUAAAGGCAAAGGCAGCCUUGCAGCGAGGAUACCCAGCCCCCUGACUCCAAAGUCUCCCGGCGAGAGGACGCGGUACGACACCUCGCUGGGCCUGUUGACAAAGAAAUUUGUGGGACUGAUUGCCGAGUCUCCCGACGGAGUUCUGGAUCUGAACUGGGCCACUGAAAUCCUGGAAGUCCAGAAGCGACGCAUCUAUGACAUCACAAACGUCCUGGAGGGAGUGCAGCUCAUUCGGAAGAAGUCCAAGAACAACAUCCAGUGGCUGGUGGGAGAUGUGUUUGAAGGAGGUUCCAGCGGAGGAGAGAAGGCCUGUGCCCUGAGGAGAGAGCUGGGAGAGCUGGAACGAGCAGAGAGGUCUCUGGAUGACCUGAUUCAAUCCAGCACCGCUCAGCUCAAACAGCUCACAGAGUACAAGGACAACCAAAGAUUGGGCUACGUGACGUACCAGGAUAUCCGCUCCAUCGCCAGCCUAAGGGACCAGACGGUGAUUGCGGUUAAGGCCCCUGCAGAGACAAAGCUGGAGGUGCCAGACAACGCAGGGCAGAGCUCGUUACAGAUUUAUCUGAAGAGCAGGAAUGGGCCCAUAGAAGUCUACCUAUGUCCAGAGGAGGGACUUGAAGAUGCCAGCCCCGUUAAGAGCAUGGUCACCCCAAAGAAGGAAUGCCCGGACAACAUAGACCCGCCGUCGGCCACCUUACUGGCCCAACAGAGCUACAGCGUCAAAAAGGAGACAGUUGAAUCCAACAUAUCUGCGUCAGCUCCAGCGCCCAGCUCUGCCUGCAGCUCCAGCUCCACCCUGCUGGACGUGGAAGGUCUGCUGGGUUUGCCCCCCAGCCUGCUGCAGAUCACUGAGGACCAGCUCCCCUGCACCUCCUUCUGCUCUGAUCCCAACACGCCCUUCGUCAGUUUCUCUCCCCCGCUGGACCACGACGACUACCUCUGGAGUCUGGAGGACAACGAGGGGGUGUCAGAUUUCUUUGACUCCUACGACCUUGGAGAUUUGUUGAAAAGCUGAUGAAUAAAAGGAGGGGGGGGGAGAAAAUGUGGGGAGAAAAAUGGGAAAUAUUUAAAUGAAUGCCUUCGUGGGGCAGUAGAUAUUACACUAUUAAGCCAUUAUAUGUUCUUACCAUGCCUGUGCGAGGCUUGCCUUCGUUGUUUAUAUUAUUAUUGUAUAAAUAAUUUGUACAUGUUGUAAAUAUGAUGUGAUCUUUAGGAAGCAAGCUUGCUUAGACCUGGAGGUGUGUUUUCUCCAAGAACCAGGAAAUACUGUUGAAACAGCAGGGUUUGUUUUUUUUUAUGGAUUUUUUGUCACAAUUUGGCACUGUGUUGCAUAGAUUAAAAAAAGAAUAGAAGUAGUGUCCAUAGAACAUCAGUAGAAAAGCUAAUACACACGGAUACAAGGCUUGUUUACUGUGAGCAGCUCAGGGCAUUUUUUAUUUCUCCUCAUUUCCAAAGUUUAAAUUGAUCGUGUCCCUCUACGGCCUGUAGGGGGCAGCGUUGUAUCGUGUUAGCUUUAACCGCCAUGCAGCUUUGCAGCAUUCAAUCACUGGAUGAGAGUAAGCUAAAAGCCAUAAAAGAAAAAAAAAAAAACAAUGUGGAAUUUGCUCUUGUAAAAUCCAUUUUUCUCUGCUGACCGAUUGAAGCUGUCUUAACUGCAGACUUUGUUACAGCUUGAGUGCACAAUAAGACGUGUAGGAAAUGUCUCUGAAAUACUGUGGAGGUAAUUUUGAAGGUACUCAUGUUGCUUCUGUGCAAUCAGAUUUAUUCUUUCCUGCCUUAAGCUUCAUGCCAGACUUUCUUCCUGUACAGUCCAGCGUUCUGUGCCAUAAAUGAGCCGGUUGAGGCCCAAACGCAGAGUUUAUGACGUCUAAUGGCUACCUUGUGAAAAUCUUUGACUUGGCAGCUUUGUUUAAAAUCCAGUCGCUUCCCUGUUGAUAUGUGUUUGGUAGUUUAUUUUCUUGGAUUUUCUUGAGUUGUGUAGUAGUGACAAAACUACUAUUGUAUUUCUUAGGAAAUAAUAGAAUAUAUUGGUAAUUUAAAUGCAGCAUCUGUGUUGCAGCUGUUGGGGGAGUGGGGUUUUAUGGGGUUAAUUGGAGGAGCAGUUUCUUUCUCCUGUGGAUUUUAAAUGAAAGAAAUCUGUUGUUUAGGAGAAGGAUAAACAAGGAUAAACAAUUUCUGUUCAGGUUUUGAGCCUAUGGUCGUGGUGUGACUGCGACCGUAGUCAGAGCAGCUGUUUUUAUCCGUUGGACGUUUUUUGAAAAUAUUCUAGAGAUUUGAAAAUUGAAAGUUUCAUGAAGUUUGUUUUUGUUUUUUGUUUUUGGCUUUCCCUCUACACUGCAGAGAUAAGCUAACUGUCCUGUCCUAACAAAACUUGAAAAUGCGUGGGUGUGCGUGUGACAGUUUGGUAAAUGCGUGUCAUAGUGUGUUUGUGUGUGUGUUUUUAUCAUUUAAGUAGGGAGUGUGAAUUCAGAUUUUGUAGUUUUUUUUUCUUUCAAUGGGCAUUAUUUUUGGUAUUUGUACAGAAAUUGUAUUUAUACCUAUUUUUUCAGAUUAUUUUUGGACUGUUUUGUAUAACUUGCAGCACUUAAUAUUUUGUAAUAUUGUGUGAUCUGUUUGAAGUUAUUAAAUAUUGAAGUCAAUUUUUAAACUUGGAAUACCUAAUCCUUUGUAUCAGUGUCUAAAUAGAUGUAGUCUCACCUCUUUUAGCUCAAACAUACUCCAUUAAAUUAUCUGAAUGUUGCUAUA